Messenger RNA from Iphiclides podalirius (scarce swallowtail), 2739 nucleotides. The record is from the annotation of a GenBank genome assembly. Lineage: Eukaryota; Metazoa; Arthropoda; Insecta; Lepidoptera; Papilionidae.
AUGGCGUCGAAGACAUUAGUUUGGUUGUUUUUUAUUUACAUCGGCGCGUGCAGCUGCCAGCAUGUCGUUCCUAAGCCGUUCGAGCACCACGGAAUAUGCAGGAGCAUGUUCUGCAACUCUAUGGAGGCGCUGGCCCGUCUGGAGAACUGCACGGUGGUGGUGGGCAACCUCCACGUGCUGCUGCUGGAGAAGACGAGGCGAGAGAAUUUCACCAACGUCGCCUUUCCCAAGCUGAAAGAGAUUACAGGUUUCCUGGUGGUCUAUCGGGUGCGCGGUUUACAGAGCCUCGCCCAACUGUUCCCCAACCUGGCGAGGAUUCGAGGGGCGCAGCUGCUUUACAAUUACGCCCUCAUCGUCUACGAUAUACCAAACCUUAAGGAGAUUGGACUCUACAAUCUGCUGAAGAUCGAUAGGGGCGGUGUGGUCGUGUGGGGGGCGUCGCAGGCGUGCUUUAUAGACACCGUGGACUGGGAGGCGAUAGCCCCCGGCUCGAGGCAUGUCCUCAGCGCUGACAGGCACGCCUACUGCAGCCCGCGCUGCACCUGCACCUCCAACCCGUCGACCAACCACUGCUGGAACAACAGAAAAUGCCAACGCUACGUAGAGGGUCCCGAAGGCGAGAGAUGCGAGAGCCAGUGCCUCGGCUGCCGCAAGACGAACGGCAGCGAAUGCACUUUGUGCCGGCACAGCACGUACAGUGGCCGAUGUGUUGCCAAGUGUCCCAGCGGAACAGUCGUGUUACCAGUAAAUUCGUAUUGUGUGACAAUUGAGGAAUGCAAUACACUCGGCGGGUGGCCAUGGGACAACGCUUGUGUGUUCGAAUGUCCUGUCAAUUAUGUGAAGGAGAACUCAUCUGAUAGCAUAACCUGUAGACGGUGUGAUAACUGUACAGAGACUUGUGGGAGUCAAUUCAUCCGUAGCAUAGAAACGUUACAAGCGGCCGGACGUUGCGUCUACAUAAAUGGAUCUCUCAAAAUACACAUCUCAUCGAUACCCGAAACGGCCAAGGAAUUGAGGACGCACCUCAGUGCGUUAAGGGAGGUGUCCGAUUACAUUAUGGUAUACGGAUCUAUUAUGAUAACUUCAUUAGAUUUCCUGCCAUCUCUGAUGCGUAUAGGCGGUAGAAAAUUGUAUAGGGGCAAGUACAGCUUCGUUGGGUACGACAUGAGGAAUCUGCAGUCGCUUUUAAUGGCGAACGUGACCCGAAAUCUCAAGGUCGAUCGGGGGACGGUGAACUUCUACGGGAAUCCGAUGCUCUGCAUGAGCCAAAUAGAGAUGCUGAAGACUGCCUUUCCAAAGCAGCCCAACGAAAUAGACGUUCCGCAGGGGAUGAAUGGUUACAGCGGGGGUUGUCAAGAAGUGUCUUUGGGUCUUCAAGUGCGGGUCUUGAAUGAGACCUCAGCUUUGGUCAUGUUUUCGCCUAUCCCUGACGAAGAUGUGCAUUACUCCGUUCUCUAUGUGAAACUGCCUCACGCGUUGGGCGCGUCUUUCGUGCCGGAGACUUGCAGCGAAUCGGAAUGGAACGCAGUGGAGGUGUCCAGUCACAUAGAAAUGGUCGCACUGAAUUCGUUGCACCCCGCGUCUAAUUACGCCGUCUGCGUGGAAACAUACGACCUAGUGCACAGAAACCUCGCGAGAAGCUCGAUCCUAAGCUUCCAGACUGAGGUUGGGAGGCCGGAACCGCCGUUUAUUGUGGAGCUCGUCGCUUCGUCGCCAGAAACUAUUGUCGUACGUUGGGUGGAUCACAAAGACUACCAGUCCCACAUUGUACACUACGAGCUAGAUGUGAAUUUGAUAGAAAUCUAUUCCAAAGACAUCGCCAUGAGGGAUCAUUGUAAAUAUACGAAUGCGGAUGAUGACGAACUGGACUAUUCCCGGCACGCGGUCGUAUCGAGGCCGCCCUCGAAUUACAAUAAGGGCUGCGAAUCGACAUGCGGCGUUCUGUCAUCGGUAACAGAAGGGGCAUUGGUUGAGGAGCGCUUCGAAGUUUGCAGCGGCCAUGAUUUCGAAUGCGACUUCGAAAUCAACCACCGCUCAAAUUCGAGUUACGGGAGAUACGUGAAGAGCUUAGCUUUGAACAUACAGGGCCCUAGGAACGACUUCCAAGUGGGCGGACUAGCGCCGUUUCGGGACUAUAAAUUUAAACUCAGAGCUUGCACUGAAGGCAGCUGUAGCCGAUCUACCAGAGGUGUGGUUAGGACACUAAGGAAGGACGGUGCGGAUAUCCCCAGCAUUACUUUCGCAGAGAUAAACUUGACUGGUUCCGUCACCGUUCAGUGGGAGCCGCCUCCAGAAUCCAACGGACCAAUAUUGGCGUACCGAGUAGAAGUGUUGCCGAAAGUAAUAUUGAACGACAUCAACAACGUUUUGCCGCAAGCGUGGUGUGUGCCCAGUAACAACACCAGUGUAAACGUCAAGUCGGAGCUGGCAACGAAGUACUUAAUAAGGGUUUGCGCGUCUACCCUGGGCUCGAGUAAAGCGUGCAGCGCUUGGAGAAACACCUACGUGUCCUUGCGUACAUAUCCCAUGUGGUGGUGGAGCGGCAUUAUCGUUGGUAUACUCCUUUACGCCGCAUCCAGCGCGAUGGGAUGGUUCUGCGGCGAACGGCGACGUCCCACUGACAGUUAUCCGUUAAUCGACAUCCGUCAAAGUGCCAGAAGCGAAUCGGAACCCCCCAGUUUCAUGAUGACGGAUUUCGCACCACUCUACUCGUUGCCACUGCGUGAUACACAGCUAGAA